Molecule: messenger RNA, 867 nt
Organism: Fonsecaea erecta
Lineage: Eukaryota; Fungi; Ascomycota; Eurotiomycetes; Chaetothyriales; Herpotrichiellaceae
Exons: 2
Coding region: 1-867 (288 amino acids)
Biological process (GO): triglyceride catabolic process; phosphatidic acid biosynthetic process
Cellular component (GO): endoplasmic reticulum; lipid droplet
Molecular function (GO): triacylglycerol lipase activity; acylglycerone-phosphate reductase (NADP+) activity
Source: RefSeq, a predicted model, not a curated record
AUGGCUUCAAGACCCAAGUCAGUCCUCAUCACUGGCUGCUCUUCCGGUGGGAUUGGCGAAGGGCUGGCCGAAGCCUUCCUUGAGAAGGGAUAUCAUAUCUUCGCCACUGCCCGGACACCAUCCAAGAUCUCACAGCCUCUUGCCGAAGCACCAAACGUCACCGUCCUGACUCUUGACGUAUUGUCCUCCGAAUCGAUCGCCGCGGCUGUUGAGAGUGUCACGGGGGUGACUGGCGGCAAGCUCGAUGUUCUGGUCAACAACAGUGGCAGGCUGAUGGUGAUGCCUGCUUUGGACACGUCGAUUGAAGAGGGCAAGAGACUGUUCGACACCAACUAUUGGGCGGUCCUGGCCAUGAUCCAGGCUUUCGCCCCGCUGCUCAUCAAGGCAAAAGGAUAUGUCGUGAACAAUACCUCUGUGAGUGGGGUGGUUCCUUUCGGAGCCUUCGGGAGUAUCUACAACAGCUCCAAGGCUGCUGCCAUUCUUGGGAGUGAAACUUGGCGUCUCGAGCUCGCGCCGCUGGGAGUCCGCACCCUGACCCUCGUGACAGCCGCCGUCAAAUCCAGAGUCUUCGCCAACAUGACACCAGUGACUAUACCCGAGAACUCAUACUACUAUGGGAUUCGGGACUAUAUCGCAGGAUUGUGCGACGGCAGGAUGCAAGAAGACGGCAUCACGGCGAGGCAGUUCGGUCUCAAGGUGGUCCGACAGGUCGAAAAGGGCAAUACGGGAAAGUACUGGGUUGGUGGAGGUGCAUUUUCUGCUCGAUUUGCUUCGUGGCUGCUACCGGAUUUCAUAAUGGACGCGCUCUUAGCCUCCCUGUUCCCCUUUGCUAAGCUGCUAAAGGCCCAAUCCAGAACAAAAGAGUGA